Messenger RNA from Gracilinanus agilis (Agile Gracile Mouse Opossum), 1860 nucleotides. RefSeq names its product BUD23 rRNA methyltransferase and ribosome maturation factor (gene BUD23). The transcript is spliced from 12 exons. Gene Ontology annotation, biological process: rRNA (guanine-N7)-methylation. NCBI's taxonomy places the organism in Eukaryota, Metazoa, Chordata, Mammalia, Didelphimorphia, Didelphidae. Gene Ontology annotation, molecular function: rRNA (guanine) methyltransferase activity. The coding region runs from base 81 to 929 and encodes 282 amino acids. Gene Ontology annotation, cellular component: nucleolus. The record is from RefSeq and is a predicted model, not a curated record.
CUAGGAGGUGGUUGGACGCGAGUGGCGGCGCCCCUUAGACGUCGUGACUUCCACGCUGAGAAGAAUCCCAGAGUGCAGCCAUGGCGUGUCGUGGGAAAAGGCCCGAGCACCGCGGGCCCCCUGAGCUGUUUUACAACGAAGACGAGGCCCGGAAGUACACGCACAACUCACGGAUGAUUGAAAUUCAGACACAGAUGUCAGAACGGGCCGUGGAACUUCUCAAUCUGCCUGAGGACCAGCCCUGCUUCUUGUUAGAUGUUGGCUGUGGUUCUGGGCUCAGCGGUGACUUCAUUUCAGAGCAGGGGCACUACUGGGUGGGCAUUGACAUUAGUUCUUCUAUGCUGGAUGUGGCUGUGGAUAGAGAAGUGGAAGGAGACCUGCUUCAGGGAGACAUGGGUCAGGGCAUCCCCUUCAGGCCUGGGUCUUUUGAUGGUUGUAUUAGCAUUUCUGCUGUGCAGUGGCUCUGUAAUGCUGACCAGAAGACACACAACCCUGCCAAGCGCUUGUACUGCUUUUUUUCAUCACUUUAUUCUGCUCUGGCCCGAGGAGCUCGAGCAGUUCUACAGCUGUAUCCAGAGAAUGCUGAGCAGUUGGAGCUGAUUACAGCCCAGGCAAUGAAGGCUGGUUUCACUGGAGGCAUGGUGGUGGACUUCCCCAACAGUGCUAAAGCUAAGAAGUUUUUCCUCUGUCUGUUUUCUGGCCCUUCAGGAGUGUUGCCCAAGGGCCUGGGCACCGAGUGUGGAGAUUCACAAGAAAUGAGAGAGUCCAAGUUUUCUAAUGAAAGGAUCCGCUUUAAGACGACAAAAGGCAAGUCUGUGAAGAAGAGCCGUGACUGGAUCCUUGAGAAGAAGGAACGGCGGCGGCGGCAGGGCAAGGAGGUCCGAGCUGAUACACGUUACACUGGCCGCAAGCGGAGACCCCACUUUUGAGCAUCAGCUCCUGCCCUUUGGAGCUGGCCCAGAGCUCCCUCUGCUGCUUGGGCAGCUCCGGCUUGUUUCCUGUUUGUCUGCCACAAUCCAGCCUUAGGUGUAGCCUGACCUGUUACUGCUGCUGGGUAAUUCAUCUCCCAGGAGAGCAGGUCAGAGCUGUCUGUUGGCUCCUGUGGCCACAGAGCAGGGCUCCCUUUGUGCCUUCACUUGGCUCUCCUGAGGGAUCCACCAGCAGUUGGUCAUUCUAAUCCCAGAUUCCUCAAAAUGGACCAGUGAGGCUGGAGGCCUCGGGCUUAGGGCUUGGUCUAUGGCCUCAGAAGGCACCUGAGGCCAGCCACCAGCCUGCCUGUUCUCAGGGUCACACGAGUCUUGGCUUUCUGUUCAGAAGAGCUUGCCCAGCAGUGAAAUGGCAUUAUAGGCAUCAAGGAGGAUUUGGUAAUGGGAAGGUCCCUCCAAAAAAAAAAAAGACUGAAGAGUGUUUCAUCUUUUGAAUAAAGUAAAACUUGGCCAAAGUGAAAUAGUCUUGAAAGUCAACUUAAGGUGUAGGCAGGGGUGGCAAGCUGCCCAGGCCAGUGCUAGGAGAUUGACUUGAGCUAGGCAUGGAAUUCCAGGCUUUGAGAUGGAGAGCUGGAAGGACCCUCAGAGUCCUCAUUUGUAGAUGAGACUGCAGCCCACAGACAGGAUGUGACUCAUCCACGUUUCCGUAGCUGGUCAGUAGAGACUGCCCUGCGUGGUUCCUGCUUCUUGGUCAGCAGCAGCAGGAGAAAAGGGAGGAGGACUUGGUAAGGGACGCAGUUAAAAGCCAAGCUGACCUCCUUGGUGCACUCACUUCAGCCUGGGGAACAAAGAUGGGCCAUGUCCCUUUGCAGCUGGUAGUGGGUAGUAGUGGGGGCAUUAUGCAUUAUAAUAAAAGAAUAAUGUGUGUGGACAA